This is a messenger RNA of Morchella importuna, 468 nucleotides long. RefSeq lists its product as uncharacterized. The transcript is spliced from 3 exons. The coding region runs from base 1 to 468 and encodes 155 amino acids. The record is from RefSeq and is a predicted model, not a curated record. NCBI's taxonomy places the organism in Eukaryota, Fungi, Ascomycota, Pezizomycetes, Pezizales, Morchellaceae.
AUGAAAAGUGUAUCUUACCUUUCGAUUGGAAGCUUUGCAAGCAUCCUUGGCGCCGUGUUUAUCACCAUGAUUGGUGUUGGGGUGUCAGGUAACCGGCCAACACUACUUGUGGUACCUGAAGAUGGAACUCCGUUUUAUUUGGCAUUUGGAGCCGUUAGCAAUAUCAUCUUUGCAUAUGCGGGACAUUUGGCAUUCUUUAGUUUUAUCUCGGAGAUGAAAGACCCACGCGAUUACCCAAAGGCAUUAUGCGCUCUACAAAUUAGCGAUACCAUUCUUUACCUUACCGCUGCGGUUGUGAUUUACCGUUACACUGGCGAAGAUGUGACUAGCCCUGCCCUUAGCUCUAGCACAAAGCUACUAGAGAAGAUUGCCUAUGGCAUUGCGAUACCCACUAUUGUGAUUGCUGGGGUCAUUAAUGGACAUGUUGCUGCUGUUUGUAUCCUCUCAUCCCCCGACCUGUGGUUGUAG